ACGUAAUCAUUUACAAUGCUGAAGGGGGUAGGGAAGGUGUUCUCUUCCAGCAUUCAUUGUGUUAUUACCUUUGUCUUGCAGACUCCUAUUGUCACUCUCUCCGGGCACAAUGAACCCAUCUCCUCGGUGCUUUGGUCUGAGGCAGAUGAGGUCUGCAGCGCAUCCUGGGAUCACACUAUCAAGGUGUGGGACGUUGAAUCUGGGGAAGCCAAAACCACUUUGACGGGAAACAAGGUAUUUAACUCUAUAUCAUACUCCCCAUUAUGCAAACGCCUUGCAUCUGGAAGCACAGACAGACAUAUUCGUUUAUGGGAUCCAAGGACGAAAGAUGGAUCUCUGGUUCUGCUGUCACUGACGUCACACACCGGCUGGGUCACCGCAGUACAGUGGUCGCCUUCUAAUGACCAACAACUUGUCUCUGGCUCUCUUGACAACAUAGUGAAACUCUGGGACACCAGAAGCUGUAAGGCUCCUCUCUACGAUUUAGCUGCACAUGAGGAUAAAGUUCUUGCUGUUGACUGGACAGAACCCGGGCUGAUCCUGAGUGGAGGAGCGGACAACAAAUUGUAUUCAUACAGAUACACAGCGCCGCCUUCAGACGCGGGAGCGUGAAGAGCCACAUCCAAAUAGUCCCUUAAUUUUAUCACCGCUGCCGGACCUAUUGCAAAUCAAACUGUUUUGAAACCUGGGGCCAAAUGUAAUAGAGGGAGAGUGUCAGGAAGUGAGAGAGUUGGUAAGUGGCCAUCACUCACACUGCAGAACCAGGCUGAUCUCGCUGCCACUUACCUCUCCCUCUAUUAGAUCACAUUUGGCCCCUGGUCUGUUUUAUUAGUAAAUUGUGUUUAUACAGAA
Molecule: messenger RNA, 852 nt
Organism: Pseudophryne corroboree (corroboree frog)
Lineage: Eukaryota; Metazoa; Chordata; Amphibia; Anura; Myobatrachidae
Gene: WDR12
Product: WD repeat domain 12
Exons: 5
Coding region: 16-612 (198 amino acids)
Biological process (GO): maturation of 5.8S rRNA from tricistronic rRNA transcript (SSU-rRNA, 5.8S rRNA, LSU-rRNA); maturation of LSU-rRNA from tricistronic rRNA transcript (SSU-rRNA, 5.8S rRNA, LSU-rRNA)
Cellular component (GO): preribosome, large subunit precursor; PeBoW complex
Molecular function (GO): protein binding
Source: RefSeq, a predicted model, not a curated record